AUGAAAGGGAUUUAUAAAGGAUUCAAAUAUACCCUGUCUCAAAUCUUUGUUGUGAAGGAGGAUCGGGAAAUAGAGAUAGGAUACCCUACAGAUGUUAAGCAUGUUGCACACAUUGGAUGGGAUGGCUCCUCUGGUAGCGCACCUAGUUGGAUGAAUGAAUUCAAUUCGGGGCCUGAUUUUUCGGCAACUUCAAUUGGUAAUACUGGGUCUGCACUUUCUCCGUGGUCAUCUCAAGAUUUUGGACAAUCUUUGCGGCAGCAAUCAGCAACUGACAAUUACAAGGACAUAACCCCUGCAGAACUUCCCAGUACUCAGAAGAAGCAGAAACGGAAGAAGUCUAAGUCAACGCCCUCUCCAAAGUCUGGUUCUUCCUCAUCAAGGUCAUCACGCGUAGCAAAAUCUAAAUCUAAAUUCAUUGAAGGCAAUGCAAAAUUAACAAAUAUUGAAGUCGCCUAG
Fraxinus pennsylvanica is the source of this 456-nucleotide messenger RNA. The record is from the annotation of a GenBank genome assembly. NCBI's taxonomy places the organism in Eukaryota, Viridiplantae, Streptophyta, Magnoliopsida, Lamiales, Oleaceae.